Brettanomyces nanus is the source of this 1053-nucleotide messenger RNA. RefSeq names its product Alcohol dehydrogenase. Gene Ontology annotation, molecular function: oxidoreductase activity; zinc ion binding. NCBI's taxonomy places the organism in Eukaryota, Fungi, Ascomycota, Pichiomycetes, Pichiales, Pichiaceae. Bases 1 to 1053 code for a protein of 350 amino acids. The record is from RefSeq and is a predicted model, not a curated record. The transcript has a single exon.
AUGUCGUUUGAAAUUCCAAAGACCCAACACGGAUGUGUUUUCGAUAAGAACAAUGGACCAAUUGUCUACAAGGAGAUUCCAGUUCCAGUUCCAAAGCCAAGCGAGAUCUUGAUUCACGUCUUGUUCUCCGGUGUUUGCCAUACUGAUUUGCAUGCAUGGAAGGGUGACUGGCCUCUUGCUACCAAGCUUCCUUUAGUUGGUGGUCACGAAGGUGCUGGUGUUGUUGUUGCCAAGGGUUCUGAGGUUAAGAACUUUGAGCUCGGUGAUUACGCCGGUAUAAAAUGGUUGAACGGUUCAUGUAUGGGCUGUGAAUUCUGUAUGCAAGGUGCUGAACCAAACUGUGCCAAGGCUGAUUUGUCUGGUUACACUCAUGAUGGUUCUUUCCAGGAGUAUGCUACUGCUGAUGCCGUUCAGGCCCCUCACAUCAAGAAGGGUACUCCAUUGGAUGCUGUCGCUCCAGUUCUAUGUGCCGGUGUUACUGUCUACAAGGCUUUGAAGACUGCCGACUUGAAGGCUGGUCAGUGGGUUGCCAUUUCUGGUGCCGCUGGUGGUUUAGGUUCUUUGGCCAUCCAAUACGCUAAGGCCAUGGGUUUGAGACCUCUUGCUAUUGAUGGUGGUGAAGAGAAGGGUAAGCUUUGUAAGGAAUUGGGUGCCGAGGUCUACGUUGACUUCCUCAAGUCCAAGGAUAUUGUCAAGGAUGUUAUUGCCGCUACUGACGGUGGACCACAUGGUGUUAUCAACGUUUCUGUCUCUGAGAAGGCUAUUUCUCAGUCUACUGAGUACGUCAGAACUUUGGGUAAGGUUGUUUUGGUUGGAUUACCAGCUCAUUCUUACUGCAAGUCUGAGGUGUUCAGUCAGGUCGUCAAGUCCGUUGAAAUCAAGGGAUCUUAUGUCGGUAACAGAGAGGAUACUGCUGAAGCCUUGGACUUCUUCGAGAGAGGUCUUGUCAAGUCUCCAUUCAAGGUUGUUGGAUUGUCUGAGUUGCCUCGUGUGUUCAAGUUGAUGGCCGAGGGUAAGAUUUUGGGAAGAUACGUUUUGGAUACUUCCAAAUGA